AUGUGUGAUCAGACCUUUCUAGUUAAUGUAUUUGGCUCCUGUGACAAAUGUUUCAAACAACGGGCUCUGAGACCAGUUUUCAAGAAAUCCCAACAGCUCAGCUACUGCUCAAUGUGUGCAGAAAUUAUGGCAACCGACGGGCUGCACGAGAACCAGACGCUGGCAUCGCUGAAGACCGAGGCCGAGAGCCUCAAGGGCAAACUGGAGGAGGAGCGGGCCAAGCUGCACGACGUGGAGCUACACCAGGUUGCGGAGCGAGUGGAGGCCUUGGGGCAGUUUGUCAUGAAGACCAGAAGGACCCUCAAAGGCCAUGGGAACAAAGUUCUCUGCAUGGACUGGUGCAAAGAUAAGAGAAGGAUCGUGAGCUCAUCCCAGGACGGCAAGGUGAUUGUGUGGGAUUCCUUCACCACUAACAAGGAGCACGCGGUCACGAUGCCCUGCACAUGGGUGAUGGCUUGUGCAUAUGCCCCGUCAGGAUGCGCCAUUGCAUGUGGUGGUUUGGAUAAUAAGUGUUCCGUGUAUCCACUGACGUUUGACAAAAAUGAAAACAUGGCUGCCAAAAAGAAGUCUGUCGCUAUGCAUACCAACUACCUGUCCGCCUGCAGCUUCACCAACUCAGACAUGCAGAUCCUGACGGCGAGCGGCGAUGGCACGUGUGCCCUGUGGGACGUGGAGAGUGGGCAGCUGCUGCAGAGCUUCCAUGGCCACGGGGCCGACGUACUCUGCUUGGACCUGGCCCCCUCGGAAACAGGCAACACCUUCGUGUCUGGGGGAUGUGACAAGAAAGCCAUGGUGUGGGACAUGCGCUCCGGCCAAUGCGUGCAGGCCUUUGAAACACAUGAAUCCGACAUCAACAGUGUCCGAUACUACCCGAGUGGAGAUGCCUUUGCUUCAGGAUCAGAUGAUGCCACGUGUCGCCUCUAUGACCUCCGGGCAGACAGGGAGGUCGCCAUCUAUUCCAAAGAGAGUAUCAUAUUUGGAGCAUCCAGUGUGGACUUCUCCCUCAGUGGGCGCCUGCUGUUUGCUGGAUACAACGAUUAUACCAUCAAUGUCUGGGAUGUUCUUAAGGGGUCCCGAGUCUCCAUCCUGUUUGGACAUGAAAACCGCGUCAGCACCCUACGAGUUUCCCCCGACGGGACUGCUUUCUGCUCAGGAUCAUGGGAUCAUACCCUAAGAGUCUGGGCUUAAUCGUCUCUUCACAAUGCACACCUGAGAGGAGAAUGAAAUCGUCAUAUGUAAAUAGAUCUUUCUUCUAGAGGAUCUGAGGGCUAUUGCAACUUAGCUUAAAGGAGCGACUCCAUGGCUGAAGUACUCAGCGUCCCCAAUAUUACUAUUAACACUACCACCCCUGAAAGAUACCGGUGUGAGCCUCCAGCUAUAGGACACCUUCAAAUAGUGUUUUGCAUUUUGAACACUUUUUAAAAUUUAUCCAUUUUUAAGGUUAUUCUAAUUAUAUAAUCUCAACUCAUUCUAUUACCAACAGGAUUCAACAUUUAACACA
Messenger RNA from Hyaena hyaena (striped hyena), 1501 nucleotides. It is a transcript of the gene GNB5, whose product is annotated as G protein subunit beta 5. Gene Ontology annotation, biological process: G protein-coupled dopamine receptor signaling pathway; G protein-coupled receptor signaling pathway. The coding region runs from base 1 to 1188 and encodes 395 amino acids. The transcript has 12 exons. NCBI's taxonomy places the organism in Eukaryota, Metazoa, Chordata, Mammalia, Carnivora, Hyaenidae. Gene Ontology annotation, molecular function: protein binding; signaling receptor complex adaptor activity. The record is from RefSeq and is a predicted model, not a curated record. Gene Ontology annotation, cellular component: heterotrimeric G-protein complex; cytoplasm.